Molecule: messenger RNA, 1112 nt
Organism: Rhea pennata
Lineage: Eukaryota; Metazoa; Chordata; Aves; Rheiformes; Rheidae
Gene: HDDC3
Product: HD domain containing 3
Exons: 6
Coding region: 530-1069 (179 amino acids)
Molecular function (GO): guanosine-3',5'-bis(diphosphate) 3'-diphosphatase activity
Source: RefSeq, a predicted model, not a curated record
GCCCGGAGCCGCCGGACGCGGCGCUGGAGGAGGCGGAGAGGGCGCGGCGGCGGCGGACGGCGGUGCGGCUGCGGCGGCUGCGGCGGGAGCUGGCGCCGGAGCGCGGCGCGGCGCCGGGGCGCAGCCUCACCCGGCAGGCCAUGGAGCAGAUGCGGUACCUGCGGCGGGAGCUGCCCGAGGAGUGGCCGCUGGAGCGCCUGGCCGAGGGCUUCGGCGUCAGCCCCGACGAGGCGCGCAGGGUGCUGCGGAGCGGCUGGAGCCCGUCGCCGCGGCGCGGGCAGCGGCAGGACGCCCGGGCGCUGGGCGCCGCCGCCGGGGCCGGGGCCGUGCCGAAGCCGGUGCCGCGGGGCGCGGGCGCGGGGCGCGGCGGCCGGGAGGUGCUGGCGCCCGACGGCAGCCUGCUGUACCGGCUGCCGCGGGGCCGGGGCGGGCCGGGGCCGGGCGCUCAAUAAACGGCCGGGCGCGACCCGCCUCCCGCCGCCGGCGUCUGCGUGUUACCCGUGGGGCCGCGCGGGCCCGUGCGCCGGCCAUGGGCUCCGAGGCGGCGCGGCUGCUGGAGGCGGCGGACUUCGCGGCCAGGAAGCACAAGGCGCAGCGGCGGAAGGACCCCGAGGGCACCCCCUACAUCAACCACCCCAUCGGUGUAGCCAGGAUUUUGACCCAUGAGGCUGGUGUGACAGACAUUGUUGUGCUGCAGGCUGCUCUCCUGCACGACACGGUGGAGGACACGGACACCACGUUCUCAGAGAUAGAAGAGUGCUUUGGGGAAGAGGUGAGGCGUGUUGUGGAGGAGGUGACGGAUGAUAAGACACUGCCAAAGAUGGAGCGAAAGCGCCUGCAGAUAGAGCACGCGCCCAACUGCAGCCCGAGGGCCAAGCUGGUGAAGCUGGCAGACAAGCUGCACAACCUGCGCGACCUAAACCGCUGCACCCCAGCAGGCUGGUCGGCGCAGCGCGUGCACGAGUACUUCCAGUGGUCGGCGCGGGUGGUCGGCGGCCUGCGUGGGACGAGCCCGCCGCUGGAGGCGGCGCUGCGGCAGCUCUUCGAGGAGCGCGGGGUGCCGCUGUGACCGGGCCGCGGCCCCGGCAAUAAACGUGCGAGUCGCCACCGCC